Molecule: messenger RNA, 1617 nt
Organism: Fusarium proliferatum ET1
Lineage: Eukaryota; Fungi; Ascomycota; Sordariomycetes; Hypocreales; Nectriaceae
Exons: 1
Coding region: 1-1617 (538 amino acids)
Biological process (GO): positive regulation of transcription by RNA polymerase II
Cellular component (GO): nucleus
Molecular function (GO): transcription cis-regulatory region binding; DNA-binding transcription factor activity
Source: RefSeq, a predicted model, not a curated record
AUGGACGGUGGCGCGAAACAAGAUGAGAUGACGAAUAACAUCAGGCUAGAGAUUAAAACUCGGUCUAGGCGCAGUAACCCACGACAAAUCAACCGCGCGGAAUACAAGACCACGUCGACCAGUGAUGUAAGCGACUUCAGGUCUCUGGAUACCACCAGUGGUCUCGGAGAUAAUAUUGUCGAGCCCUCAGAUCCCGCAGACUCGGCCAUAUCUACUAUAGAAUGGUUCCCAUCCCCUGAGAGUGGGUCAGUUGGAAGUCUUUCAUCCACCCAGGUCGAGUCUCAGGCUGGUCAUACACCUUACUUGGAUCCGAUCCUCACUACAUUCUACCUCGAUCAUGUGUUCUGUUAUCUCUAUCCUUUUUACCAACCUUCAAGUCGUCGAGGCGGUAGAUCGUGGAUCCUUGAGCUAUUGAUGACUAGCUCCGCUUUCCAACAGAUCGUUCUGAGUUACAGCACUUACUACUAUGAUCUUACCACGCCUCCUGGAUCACCUCAGAAUGGAAGAACGCAAGUAGACAGGCUGCUUCAGGCUGAGAGCUCCUUCAAAAGUUUGAUUCAGUCUUUACAGAUGCUUCUUAGUGUAGGCAGUCUAGACGGCCAUACUCAUUGCGCCUGUCGGGUUUUGACGAGCAUCGUACAGCACCAUCGGUAUGAGAUCACUACGGCCAAUUCCAAUUGGAAAAUUCAUUUCAACGCUGCUUUAACUCUUUUCACACGACUGCUAGACAAAUACUCAAACACAGUCGAGAGUCUUCACCAUUCCUCUGCUAGGGCCGGCUUCAAUGCUAUUGUCCAAGACUUGAAUGCCCCUAGGCAGGAGGCAUUUGUUUUCUCCGUGGGCAUUAUGGUAUUUGAUGACAUUAUUGCAGCUGCUUCCUCGUAUCAAGAACCCCAGCUUUUUCAGUAUCAUCAACAGUUGCUUGGAGGGGAUGAACCCGCGCUUGAGUUAGAGGUCAUCAUUGGGGUGAAGAGCUGCAUUCUUAGACUUCUUGGUCAAGUUGCCUCGCUGAAUGCAAAAAAGCAGCAGGACCAGGCAGCAGGAAACUUGGAUGGGUUGGAACUAGCCCGACGCGCUUCCACAAUUAUGGAAUCCUUGACCGCCAAUCUCGAGCAACUUCAGGCAGCCUCUUCGCUCUCCUCGAACCCUCAGUCUGUGGAACGAGACUAUUUAGACGAGCUUCGCACACCCUAUUAUUCCCGUGGCACAGCCCAUGACACUGGACUGGUUUCGCAAGUCUGGGCUCAUGCAACUAUGGUCUAUUUGAUCACAGUUGUGUCCGGAUGGCAGCCAGCCAACGCCAUACUGAGACAUCACGUUGACCAAAUAGUUCAGGUAUUGAAGGGACAGAUCCCUAUUCCAUUGAUACGCACAAUGGUUUGGCCCUUGUGUGUCGCGGGCUGUCUUGCUGAUCCACCACAGAGGCGUUUGCUUCUUGGCGUUCUAGGCACGCUCCAGCCCAUUACAUUAUUUCCCAAUGUUCAUAAGGCAGUCAGGAUUAUGGAGCGGACGUGGCAGAAAGGUGGUAGUGUCCAGAGUGGCAAUCAGCUUGUAACUAAUUAUAUGGAUCUUGCGUCUUGUUUUCAGACCCAGAGCGAGUUACCAUUACUUAUAUAA